AUGGCGAACGAGGCAUCUUCCCGCCUCGCGGCAGAGCUCGAGAUGCUGCUUGCAAUGUACCCAGACGGGGCCGUGGCCUACAGCUCCUCGCGGCGGGAGCUACGCUUCGCAGCCACCACCAGCCCGGCCGCGAGCUCGCUCGUCCUCCGCCUGCCAGAGACAUAUCCCGCGUCUGGCUUCCCCGAGAUCCUCACGGCCUCUCGCUCAGGCAGUGGGAGCAGCAGAAGCAGCAGCAGUGGACACGAGGACUUGCGAGAACGGACAAAGGCCGCAUUUCAACAUCUAGCCAUCCCCCAGGACGGGGGCGAGGAGAUAUUGGAUGCGCUGAUUCUCGCGUUUCAAGACCUCGUCGAGAAAGAAGGGAACCCUGAGAACCACGACGGUGCCGAAAAUAACACCACUACCGCCACCACCGCCAUCACUCACGAAGCUGCAGAAGACUCUCCUAAUCACCACAGCCAAAGAGCCACAGCAGCAGCAGCGUCGUCAAGCACACAGAAAAGCAAACGCCAGCACAAGACAGUCGUGAUAUGGCUCCACCACCUCCUCAACACCAACAAGCGCAAGCUGGCUCUGCACCCGACCCUCUCACUCUCAAGAGCACAACCGAGCCACUCCAAACUGUCUAUCAACCACAACACCACCACCACCAUGCCCCCAACCAGUAGCAGCAGCAGCAGCAGCAGCACAAUAACGGGCCUCACGAAACCAGGCUACCCAGGCAUCCUCGUGUAUUCAGGGCCCAGCGAGCUGGUCGCCGCACACGUGGCCGAGCUGCGUGCACAGCGCUGGCAGGCAUUCCAGGUCCGUUACGACAGCGACGACCACGAAGACGAUCAAGACCACAUCUCUACCGCCGUGGGCGGCGGCGAGCGCGGCCCCGGACGUAGCAGCGGGGAGGCGAAGUCAAGCAGGCAAGGGCCAACGCAGCGGGCGAGGAGGGUGCAAGACAAGACUGCCCGUGGCGGCGGCCAUGGUGGUGCUGGGGAGACGCCGGAACCGGGACUCUGGGCCUUUGAGCAUGACACGGGCACCAUUGUCGAGGUCGAGUCCAUCGCUCUCGCCGCAAGGGCCAUCAAACAUGAAGGACACCGCGAAACUUUCCUGGCAGCCGUGGGCGUCAAGUAG
Microdochium trichocladiopsis is the source of this 1128-nucleotide messenger RNA. RefSeq lists its product as uncharacterized. The coding region runs from base 1 to 1128 and encodes 375 amino acids. The transcript has a single exon. Gene Ontology annotation, molecular function: protein binding. NCBI's taxonomy places the organism in Eukaryota, Fungi, Ascomycota, Sordariomycetes, Xylariales, Microdochiaceae. The record is from RefSeq and is a predicted model, not a curated record.